Molecule: messenger RNA, 1704 nt
Organism: Pseudomyrmex gracilis
Lineage: Eukaryota; Metazoa; Arthropoda; Insecta; Hymenoptera; Formicidae
Product: glutamate receptor U1-like
Exons: 9
Coding region: 1-1704 (567 amino acids)
Cellular component (GO): membrane
Molecular function (GO): glutamate-gated receptor activity
Source: RefSeq, a predicted model, not a curated record
AUGGAUAUUCGGAACUUUUAUGGCGCCGCGACUGUCAUAUUCGCUCAUCCCGGAGAAUACGGCGGAUAUGGAGAUUUAAAAAUCAUGCACUUAGUGCAUUCCUGCUCGAAGUUAUUACACCAGCGCCAAGUAAUGACUUUGAACGUGCACUUCAANAAAAUGUGGAGAUCUCUCAGAUACCAAAAUCGAAUAGUGCAGCCCAUUAUUGUUGCUAUUAUGCCCACUUUCGAGUCAUAUUUGGAAUUUAAGGAGGCAACCAAAACCUAUCCCAUGUCUUUUCCGUCGUGGUUUGUGCUGUUUCUNUUCACACCUGACAACGAUGCGCACGAUCAUUGUCACUAUCCGAUAGGCAAUCCGUUCAACUUGCGGUUCGACACGCAGAUGCUAGUAUUGUGUCACAAUGCGAGUAUCCUGCAAGAAUGGUAUUCGAUCAACGGCAAGACCACGAAGGUCUUUGAUAUUGCGAAAUGGGAAAAUGACAGAUUCAUUCCCUUGACAAAACUAGCUUUUUACGAUCGCAGAAACGAUUUGAACGGGACUGUUUUGCGAACCGCCACUGUCAAAGACAUGCCGAUGUCGAGCAAGUACGUCGGAAAAACUGAAAACUUCAUAGCCAAAUUGUUCGAAAAAGUAGUGGAAGAACUUACACAUACUCUCAAUUUUACUCUCGAUAUCGUAUCUGACAUGGAGGAGCAUGGAAUAUGGAAUCAUCAAAAUGGAACUUGGUCCGGAGUGAUGGGUGAGAUUGUGUCGGGUCGCGCAGAUAUCGCCAUCGCCAUUAUGUCGAUGACGAGUCUUCGAGUGCGCGAUGCGGAUUUCACGCUUCCUUUGGUAAUAUCUAAGGUCAGUUUCUUUUUCAAAGAUCCGGGAAUGUGCGACGUCAAGUGGUUUAGUUAUUUCCAGACUUUUCAUAUACACACUUGGGCUGCGAUUAUUACUGUAAUCGCGAUUACACCGAUUCUGUUGUAUUUGAUGAAAGUGUCCUUCAAAUCUCAAAAUAGAUUGCAACUGCUUUCUGACAAUUUUCUCUACAUUUGGGGUAUCUUCUGCCAGCAAGGACUUAUAGAAUUUCCAACAUGUUCGUCAAUGCGAAUUGCGUACUUCACGAUAUUUGUAACGGCAGUAUUAAUAAUGGCGCAUUAUUCAGCGGCAUUAGUUUGUUUUUUGACGUCAUGCACUCAUAUUUUACCUUUUAAAACAGUAGACGAAUUGAUCAAAGACGGCUCAUACAAAUUAGUAGUUCAACGCGCCGAUUACAACAUAUUUGUUACUUCGAAUGAAUCUUUCUCAAAACAAAUGAUGAAAGUAAUAAAAAAUGAAAGCGACCUGCCAGCGUCCAUAAUUGAUGGUUUCAUGCAAAUAUGUACCGAGAAAGUUGCUUAUUUGGUGCUGAACGCUUUAAAGGAAAACAUGGAGACGAAGAUUCCAUGUAAACUAUCUAGUAUUAGCACGGAAACAAUAGAUAACAUAGGAAUUGUUCUUUCUAAAGACAAUCAAUACACAGGCGUAAUAAAUUAUCAUUUACAGAAAUUCUUGGAUAACGGCAUGUUAAUGCGCUUAAAAGAUAUGAGAUCUUUUAUGCAAAAAAGCGAACACAAGGCUUACGAACCAGUUCAUAAAGAUAGAAUGGAGAUGUGGGUAUGCCACAUCCCUAUUAUUAUAUUCGUAUGUCUUGCUCUGAGUGACUCUGACGCGGUAAUCUAA